Molecule: messenger RNA, 2692 nt
Organism: Paramisgurnus dabryanus
Lineage: Eukaryota; Metazoa; Chordata; Actinopteri; Cypriniformes; Cobitidae
Source: RefSeq, a predicted model, not a curated record
AACACAAAACCAGGCAACUACUUUUCAAGUGAGUGUCUGUCUCUGUCUGUAUGUUAGUGAAAUAUGGCAGAAGCUCGUAUUUUUGAGGACAAGUUCAGCUGUUCAGUGUGUUUGGAUCUCCUGAAGGAUCCAGUGACCAUUCCCUGUGGACACAGUUACUGUAUGAGCUGUAUUACAAAGUGCUGGGAUCAGAAUGAGAUGGGAAUCUACAGCUGCCCUCAAUGCAGACAAACCUUCACACCAAGACCUGUUUUAUUUAAAAAUGUGAUGUUUGCUGAAAUGGUGGAGGAACUGAAGAAGACAAAACUUCAGACUGCUGUUCCUGCUGGCUCUUAUGCUGAAGCUGGAGAUGUGGAGUGUGACGCCUGUACUGAGAGAAAAUACAAAGCUGUCAAGUCCUGUCUGGAGUGUCUGAAGUCUUACUGUCAAAAUCAUCUUAAACAACAUGAAAAUCUCUUCAAUGACAGGAGGCAUCAUUUGAUGAAUCCCACCAGACAACUUCAUGAGAUGAUCUGCUCAAAACAUAAUAAACAACUAGAAAUCUACUGUCGCACCCACCAACACUGCAUUUGUUAUCUGUGUACGAUGGAUGAACAUAAAAACCAUGUUACUGUGACAGCUGUAGCAGAAAGAACUGAGAAACAGAGAGUUUUGGGAGAGAGACAGAGAAAAUUACAUCAGAUAAUUGAGGAGAGAGAGAAGGAGCUUCAGGAGCUGAGAGAGGCUGUGGACUCUCAUGCGCGCUCUGCACAGACAGCAGUGGAGGACAGUGAGAGGAUCUUUAUUGAACUGAUCCGAUCCAUUGAGAGAAGACGAUCUGAGGUGACACAACUGAUCAGAGAUCAGGAAAAAACUGCAGUGAGUCGAGCUGAAGGAGUCAUGAAGUGUCUGGAGCAGGAGAUUGAUGAUCUGAGGAGGAGAGACGCUGAACUGAAGCAGUUUUCACAUACAGACAAUCACAUCCAUUUCCUACAGGGUUUUCAGUCUCUGUCUGCAGCUCCUGAGUCUUCAGUCUCACACAGAUUUACUCUCAGCUCUCUCCUCUCUUUUGAUGAUGUGAGAAAAUCUCUCUCUCAACUGAAAGACAAACUGGAGGAUUUCUUUAGAGAGGAGAUAAAGAAGAUAUCUGAUAAAGUUAUAUAUAUCUCAGUUAUUUCUGAUGAAUUAAGGACCAGGGAGGUUUUCUUACAAUAUUUCAAGCAGUUCACACUGGAUUCAAACACAGUGAAUAAAUGGCUUCAUCUGUCUGAUGGGAACAGAACGGCUACUAACACUAACACAGUCCAUCAGUAUCCUGAUCAUCCUGACAGAUUUGAUCACUGGCAGCAGGUGUUGUGUAGAGAGAGUUUGUAUGGACGCUGUUACUGGGAGGUUGAGUGGAGUGGUGAGGUGUUAAUAUCAGUGUCAUAUAAGAGCAUCAGCAGGAAGGGAGAGGGUCGUAGGUAUUUGUUUGGAUGUAAUGAUCAGUCCUGGAGUUUGUGCUGCAGUGGCUCCAGCUGCUCAUUUAGGCACAAUAACAAACUCACUAAACUCCCUGUAGUGUCAAGCUCCUGUAGAAUAGGAGUGUAUGUGGAUCACAGUACAGGAUCUCUGUCCUUCUACAGCGUCUCUGAUACAAUGAACCUCAUACACAGAGUCAACACCACAUUCACUCAAACACUUUAUCCUGGGUUUUUGAUCGGUUCAGGUUCAGCGAAGUUAUGUAAUCCAGCAGUGUAGAUGAGAUAAGAACAUUAUUCUUCCAUCUGCUCCUUUCUGAUCAUGGAAAUGUAAAGGAAAAUUCAAAUUAAAUGUAUGUGCCUUGUAUAAAUAAUGCAUUUUCAUGAAAAGAAUAAAAGAGAAAUGAAAUGAAAAAAAAAUGAAAAAAAGAUGACAUGAAAAUUCUCUAAGUAAUGCUGUAAACUUUGACUAAAAUUAUAAUUCAGUUUAUUCACUGAACACAUUUACCUGUCCCUGGGCCUUGUUGGUUUUAAGAGUUUCCACAGUCAAUCUUGUUAUCUUGUGAAGUUGAUCAUAGAUAUUUUACAAAUAAUGCUGUUCAAUUCAGUGUUAUUAGGGGUGAUUGGGACAGCAUUAUAGGGGAAAUAAAAAUCUGAAAAUGAAGAAAACUUGAUCAUUCAGAAUGGUUAUUGUAAGACUACAAGUGUAAUUGAAAUGCAAGGCACUUAACAGAGAUUUUUUUUAAAUAUAAGCUAACACAUGAAGUUUGUCUUAAUUAGGCCUGGGGCGGUAACCGGAUUACCGCCAUACCGCGGUCACGUGACCCAUGCCGCGGGUCUGAGCUCCUCACCGUCAUAACCGCAAAAAAAAAAAAAAAAAACUUGAAACAUUGGCCUGCACCUGUGUGUUAUGUGCGGAUGUUAUACACGCAGCUUGUUAACAACCGCAACUUGUUAACUGAACAUUAACUGAUAUGAUUUUAAUAUUAAAUUGUCAUUGAGUAGAAAUACAGGUGACGUUGUCUGUCACUCGUUUAAAGUAGAGUUGCUGUUCAAACGUGCUGAGAAUCCUCCUUUUACGGAAGUAAAGAUAACAACCAUGCAUUAGGAAAAUGAAUAAUUGCUUUAUUUAGGCUAUAGUAUAUUUUCUAUAGACGUGUAAAACCAUAUUUUGGCGGAUUGUUUUUUACUUUCAUUGUUUUUACUAGUUUGCCUGCCCAUUUAGUCUUAAUAAUUAAUGGAACCUAAACGAA